This is a messenger RNA of Manis javanica (Malayan pangolin), 4255 nucleotides long. It is a transcript of the gene YTHDC2, whose product is annotated as YTH N6-methyladenosine RNA binding protein C2. Gene Ontology annotation, molecular function: protein binding; helicase activity; ATP binding. Gene Ontology annotation, cellular component: intracellular anatomical structure. Lineage: Eukaryota; Metazoa; Chordata; Mammalia; Pholidota; Manidae. The record is from RefSeq and is a predicted model, not a curated record.
CCUCAGUUCCUUUUAGAUGAUUGCUUUGAAAAUGGUAUACCCUGCCGUAUAUUUUGUACUCAACCAAGACGAUUAGCAGCUAUUGCUGUGGCCGAAAGAGUUGCUGCAGAGAGGAAAGAAAAGAUUGGGCAAACAAUUGGUUACCAGAUCCGAUUAGAAAGCAGGGUUUCUCCAAAGACACUUCUGACAUUUUGCACUAAUGGGGUAUUGCUUCGUACAUUGAUGGCAGGAGACAGUACAUUGUCAACUGUGACACAUGUUAUUAUGGAUGAAGUACAUGAAAGGGAUCGAUUUAGCGAUGUUUUACUUACAAAGUUAAGAGAUCUGUUGCAAAAGCACCCAACUUUGAAACUAAUUCUUUCUAGUGCUGCGUUGGAUAUAAAUCUUUUUACAAGAUAUUUUGGAAGUUGUCCAGUAAUAUAUAUACAGGGAAUACCCUUUGAAGUAAAAGAAAUGUUUCUGGAAGACAUUUUAAGAACUACUGGAUACACAAACAAAGAAAUGUUAAAAUACAAAAAGGAAAAACAGAGAGAAGAGAAACAACAAACCACCCUUACGGAAUGGUAUUCAGCUCAAGAGAAUACUUUCAAGCCUGAGUCUCAAAGGCGGAGAACUGUUCCAAGUGUGACUGCAGAGUAUGAUUUAUUAGAUGAUGGCGGUGAUACUGUCUUCAGUCAGCUGACAGAAAAAGAUGUGAACUGCCUUGAACCAUGGUUAAUAAAGGAAAUGGAUGCUUGUCUUUCUGACAUAUGGCUACAUAAAGAUGUUGAUGCCUUUGCUCAGGUCUUUCACCUUAUUUUAACUGAAAAUGUUAGUGUUGAUUACAGACAUAGUGAAACCAGUGCAACAGCUCUGAUGGUUGCUGCAGGACGAGGUUUUUCAAGUCAAGUAGAGCAGUUAAUUAGUAUGGGAGCCAAUGUCCACAGUAAAGCAUCAAAUGGCUGGAUGGCUUUAGAUUGGGCUAAACACUUUGGGCAGACUGAAGUUGUGGAUCUUUUGGAAUCUUACAGUGCUUCAUUGGAAUUUGGAAAUCUAGAUGAAAGUUCUCUGGUUCAAUCAAAUGAAAGUGACCUCAGUGCUGAAGACAGAGAGCUCCUGAAAACUUAUCAUCACAGUUUUGAUGAUGAAAAAGUAGACUUGGAUUUGAUCAUGCAUCUUCUAUACAAUAUCUGCCAUAGUUGUGAUGCUGGUGCAAUAUUAAUUUUUCUACCUGGAUAUGAUGAAAUUGUUGGAUUGAGGGAUCGAAUCCUGUUUGAUGAUAAGCGGUUUGCUGACAAUGCACACAGAUAUCAAGUCUUUCUGCUUCAUUCAAAUAUGCAAACAUCUGAUCAAAAGAAGAUUUUAAAAAGCCCACCUGCAGGUGUUCGAAAAAUAAUCCUUUCCACCAAUAUUGCUGAAACCAGUAUCACAGUCAAUGAUGUUGUCUUUGUCAUUGAUUCUGGUAAGGUGAAAGAGAAAUCCUUUGAUGCACUGAACUUGGUUACAAUGUUAAAAAUGGUGUGGAUUUCCAAAGCUAGUGCCAUACAGCGUAAAGGCAGGGCAGGGCGAUGUAGACCUGGAAUUUGUUUCCGGCUGUUCAGUAGACUCCGAUUUCAGAAUAUGUUGGAAUUUCAGACUCCAGAACUUUUGAGAAUGCCAUUACAGGAACUUUGUUUACAUACCAAGCUGUUAGCUCCAGUUAAUUGUCCUAUUGCUGAUUUCCUUAUGAAAGCUCCUGAACCUCCACCAGCUUUAAUUGUAAGAAAUGCUGUACAAAUGCUUAAGAAAAUAGAUGCAAUGGAUGCAUGGGAAGAUCUCACUGAACUCGGGUAUCAUUUGGCUGACUUGCCAGUAGAACCACAUCUUGGUAAAAUGGUGCUGUGUGCUGUUGUUUUAAAGUGUCUGGACCCCAUCCUUACAAUUGCCUGCACGCUAGCCUAUCGAGAUCCUUUUGUACUGCCAGCACAGGCCUCUCAAAAAUGUGCAGCUAUGCUUUGUAGGAAACGAUUCACUGCAGGAACUUUCAGUGACCAUAUGGCACUUCUAAGAGCAUUUCAGGCAUGGCAGAAAGCACGAAGUGAUGGAUGGGAGCGAGCCUUUUGUGAAAAGAACUUUCUUUCACAAGCUACCAUGGAAAUAAUCAUAGGCAUGAGAACUCACUUGCUUGGUCAACUUAGAGCAUCAGGUUUUGUUAGAGCACGAGGUGGUGGUAACAUUCGAGAUGUUAACACAAAUUCUGAGAACUGGGCUGUUGUUAAAGCUGCAUUGGUUGCAGGCAUGUAUCCUAAUUUAAUCCACGUGGACAGAGAUAAUGUAGUAUUGACAGGGCCAAAGGAGAAGAAAGUACGGUUUCAUCCCACUUCAGUACUCAGUCAGCCUCAGUACAAAAAGAUUCCUCCAGCCAAUGGUCAAGCUGCAGCAAUUCAGGCACUACCUACAGAUUGGCUUAUUUAUGAUGAAAUGACCAGAGCCCACAGAAUAGCUAAUAUUCGAUGUUGUUCGGCAGUGACACCUGUUACUGUCUUGGUAUUUGGUGGACCAGCUAGGUUGGCGAGUAAUGCUCUUCAGGAACCUUCAUCCUUUCGAGCGGCUGGUAUUCCCAAUGACAGUAGUGACAGUGAAAUGGAAGACACAACUACUGCUAAUUUGGCGGCUUUGAAACUCGAUGAGUGGCUCAAUUUCAAACUAGAGCCUGAGGUAGCUAGUUUAUUGCUGCAGCUCAGACAGAAGUGGCACAGCUUAUUUUUACGCCGAAUAAAAGCUCCAUCUAAACCGUGGACUCAAGUUGAUGAAGCUAUCAUAAGAGCAAUUAUAGCUGUUUUAAGCACUGAAGAACAGUCUGCAGGUUUACAACAACCAUCUGGGAUUGGUCAAAGGCCAAGGCCUAUGUCUUCAGAAGAACUUCCUUUGACAUCAUCCUGGAGGCCGAAUAAUAGUAGGAAAAGUUCAGCAGAUGCUGAAUUUUCUGAGGAGUCUGCUACUGCUGAAAGAGUAUUGAUGAAAUCUCCAUCCCCAGCCAUACACCUACCUCAGAAGUGCAAAGAUAGAGGAAUUUUACAUCCUAAACGAAGCACUGAUGACCGAUCAGAUCAAUAUUCUGUGAAAUCUACAGACAGCAGUAGUUACCCAAGUCCGUGUGCUAGUCCUUCUCCUCCAUCCCCAGGAAAGGGCUCAAAAUCUCCUUCACCAAGACCAAACAUGCCUAUUCGAUACUUCAUAAUGAAGAGUAGCAAUCUGAGAAACCUUGAAAUUUCUCAACAGAAGGGUAUCUGGUCUACAACCCCUAAUAAUGAACGGAAGCUAAAUCGAGCCUUUUUGGAAAGCAGCAUGGUUUACUUGGUAUUUUCUGUUCAAGGAUCUGGACAUUUUCAGGGAUUUUCUAGGAUGUCUUCUGAGAUAGGAAAGGAGAAGAGCCAGGACUGGGGCUCUGCUGGACUAGGAGGAGUGUUUAAGGUGGAGUGGAUACAGAAAGAAAGUCUUCCUUUUCAGUUUACACACCAUUUACUCAAUCCUUGGAAUGACAACAAGAAAGUCCAGAUCAGCAGAGACGGGCAGGAGCUGGAACCUCAGGUUGGUGAACAGUUGCUCCAGUUAUGGGAACGCCUUCCACUGGGAGAAAAAAGCACAACUGAUUGACACUCAGAACUCUUAGCUAUGGAAGACCAUCAUACUUAUAACCACUGAGUGCACUGACUUUCAAAAACUGAGAUGGGGUUGUGUGUUAUGAAAGGUCUUUCAAAUACCCCGAAACACCACAAUUCUAAAUGCCUCUUUAUUUUUCUAGUACUUUUUAUCCCAUAUCUGUUUGGGGGUAUGAGUUCACUUUUUUUUUGCACUUCUAGUUUAAUAAAUGAGGAGGAAUUUAUUGUGAACCCAUGUUAGUGCCAAUUUCUUUGCUUCUCAAAAGUAUUUGAUCUUUUUACCAUCAUUGUCUGUAAAGUUUCCUUAGAGUAUUUUUUAAGGGAAAUAGAAGUACAGGGAAAAAUGAGAAACAUAUCUUGGUUACUGAGUUCUAAAUAGAACAGAUUUUUGAUAGCACUUUUUUAUGAUUUAUUUGGGUCAUUGCUAUGUAACAGAAAACCAACAUAAGUCUAAUUCAAAGGCAAAAAGAAAAGACCAAGUCACUAUUUCUUUGUUGAAGAAGAAAGGAGUAAAAAUCAUGGGUCUACAUAAAAUCUUGACAUCCCUUCUACUUUCUCUUGGAAAGCAUUAUGUGUUGGUGCAUUAGCUUAGAACAUCAGCCAUGAUUUUUGCUUGAAUUUGUAGUUAUUGUGGG